Scheffersomyces stipitis CBS 6054 is the source of this 1314-nucleotide messenger RNA. RefSeq names its product Zn(II)2Cys6 transcription factor domain-containing protein. Gene Ontology annotation, biological process: regulation of DNA-templated transcription. Lineage: Eukaryota; Fungi; Ascomycota; Pichiomycetes; Serinales; Debaryomycetaceae. The transcript has 3 exons. The record is from RefSeq and is a predicted model, not a curated record. Gene Ontology annotation, molecular function: DNA-binding transcription factor activity, RNA polymerase II-specific; zinc ion binding. Bases 1 to 1314 code for a protein of 437 amino acids.
AUGGGGAAGAUCACACGAGUAAGGACAGGUUGCUGGACCUGCAAAAAGAGACACAGAAAAUGCGACGAAGGAAAACCAUACUGUAACAAUUGUUUGAAGACAAAUAGAAAAUGCGAAGGCUAUGGUAUUCGACUAUCGUUUGACGUAGAUGAUUCUCGAAAUUGGAGUAAGAAGGACAAAUCUAGGAUUGCUUUUAUCGGAAAGCCGCGAGUUAAUAUGGCAAUUCAAGCCUCACAGUCGGGAACAGCUCAGCCAACUGCUGAUCCAAUUGCGGAUACUCCUACUUCUAGUACACUGAUUAACAGUGCUACCUCUUCUAUGAACUAUUCUGAAUCAAUAAGAGAUGAAUUAACUUCUAGAGGAACACCUUCGCCAAUUCUCUCUUUCAAUGCGAAGUCCAGGUCUUCGAGCUCGAAUCUCGAACAAUUCAGCUCUGAGCUUUUUGAAGAUUUAGAGUUGCUUCUUAAUGCUCCAGACGUUGCCAAUUUUGUGAAUGCAAAUUCUAGGAUACAUACACCCAACCCAAUUUCGUUUUCAAGCAGCCAUUCAGUAAAUGAAGGAAAUAUGAACAUAAAUAAUGAAAUGAUCGAUUUCAUGGACAAAUCAAACGAAUUCUCUAGAGAUAUCAUCACAAGCAAUCGAGAGGGCAAUGAAGCUAGAGAUGACUAUUCUCUAACUUAUCAAGAGGAGAACAUGAUGUUGAAGCAUUUCUUUAAAAAGCUUUUGCCAUUGCUCGAUGCUCAUCCUAACUCUCCUUGGCCGGAUCUAGCAUUAAAGUAUUGUGAUUUCGAUAUCGCAAGAAGUUGCUUCAUAUCGUUAGCGUGCAUCCACAUGUAUGAAAGUAGAAAGGGAGGAAGUGAGUAUUAUCGCAAAGGUAUGGCUCAUAUCAAUAAUACAAUGGAUCACUUGAUCCGAUACAUUGGUACUAAUAGGGAGUCAGUUGAUGGUUCGCAGACGGACAAUAAGAAAAAGCAAAUAAGUUCUUUUGUAAUACUAGUCUUGAUUAAUGUUCAUAUUUUGUUUGCUGUCCUUGAGAAAGGGAAGAGUUCCUUGGCAAGAUUUUUUUACAAGGUAUUUGCAUCAAUUUGCCAAGACGCUGGAUUUUAUAGGGUGCUUAUGGAUAACGAAAAAAAGAGAUCACUAGUGGUCGUUCUCUCCUGGUAUGAUACUGUGAGUGCAAUUGUCAGUCCCGACUGCCGGUUACCAUAUUGCUCUCCGACGUGGUAUGGAACGUCUUAUGACAUUAUAUCAACUUCCAAAAUGAUGGGAUGCCCCGGGGAGAUUUUCAGAGCCAUGUCUAAGAAAUGGGACUGA